Molecule: messenger RNA, 1779 nt
Organism: Exophiala viscosa
Lineage: Eukaryota; Fungi; Ascomycota; Eurotiomycetes; Chaetothyriales; Herpotrichiellaceae
Product: mitochondrial ribosomal death-associated protein 3-domain-containing protein
Exons: 2
Coding region: 78-1547 (489 amino acids)
Cellular component (GO): mitochondrial small ribosomal subunit
Molecular function (GO): structural constituent of ribosome
Source: RefSeq, a predicted model, not a curated record
CAAUACCAACCAAAAGCACCUUCAUCGCCAAUCGGCAGCACCACCCGCUGCAACUAGGUUGCUGCCCUUCGAUCUCCAUGUCGGUGUCCAUAUGCACGAGCUGCCUUUCGAGGCUCCGCCUAAGCCAGGCUUUACCUAGCAGAACCGCCUUACCAGCGACACUGCAAAUUCAAACAGCCUCCUUUCAUACUUCCGCCGCUCGAGAAGCAUCACCCAUCAAGGCCAAAAAUACAAGAAGUGGUGGACCGAAACACCGUGAGUCACAGUCUUCGAGACUGAAAAAAAAGUCCAGAGAACGCCCCAAGCUUCCCCCUGUUGGAGAGCGGCGAGCUCAACGACGCCGGAUUGUGCUGAGCAACACGAACGCGCUUGAGGUCGAUGGAAUGGAAAACUGGAGCAAAGAAAAUUUGAUAAACCCUGAGUUGACGGGAAAAAUGAUGGGCUUGAACGGGGACUUGCUCGAUCAAUUGAGAGAUGCGAAAGCAUUUCAGCGAACACAAAACUGGAGCUUGUUUCGACGGCCGGCAACGUUGAUCCGAAAUGAGACAAAUGCCGUUGGGCAAGAUAUCGAGCAGGUCAACCGUGCCCAGGAUGGCAAGACUGUCAAACACUUGGUGGUGGGAGAAAAGGCUUCGGGAAAGAGUAUCCUUGCGCUCCAAACCAUGUGCAUGGCGUACAUGAAGGAUUGGGUUGUUCUUAACGUUCCAGACGCCCAGGAGUUCACCAACAACACAUCGUCGUAUGCACCUCUAAAACAAUCGGACAGCACACCAUCUGCAGACGAACAGCUCUAUAUCCAACCGCACCUUACGCAACAACUGCUCACACGUGCCGUCUACUCGAACGGAUCGGUACUAGAAUCACUUAAACUCAACCACGAAGUCCCGAGUUCGCUCUCAUUGAAGAAAAAAGCAACGUUGAAAGACCUCGCCCAACUAGGUGCUGACGAUCACAACCUCGCAUGGCCUGUCUGGCAAGCUUUCUGGCGCGAGCUCAACGAGCCGGGCGCCAAUCCACGGCCACGAAUCCUCUUCGCAGCCGACAAUAUCGACCACUGGAUGGGUCCCUCGAAGUAUCGCAAUGCCGACCACGAGAUCAUCCACGCCCAGCAGUUUACGCUGGCUCGGCAUUUCAUGGAUCUGAUGUUCUCGAAACAGGAUAGCACGCCCUUCGCGAACGGCGGCAUGAUCAUGUUCAGCACUACUGGUUCCAACACGCCCGCCCAUCCGACCUUCAAUGUGCUGAUCAAGCAGAUGCGCGCACGUGGCCAAGGCAUCUCCGCGACGUCCUCUGACUUCCCGCUUCCCACGCCAUAUAGCAAACCUGACGCGCAUGUCCUGGAACUUGCGGGCGGGUCGCAGAACGUCAAAUUGACCGAGGUCAAUGGGCUGAGUGUGCCUGAGUCGAAGGCCUAUCUGGAGUAUUUUGUCCGGAGUGGCUUGUUGCAAGCUAAUAUUACGGAGGGCAAGAUUGCGGAGCUUAGAGGUCUGAGUGGUGGUGGAGUGGUUGGAGAAUUGGCUAAGUUGGGAAGCAGGAUUAGGGUGUAAUGUAGUUGCAAGGAAGUGACUCAUUACACAUAACAGAAGCUGGGGAUGAUGCUGACGUCCACUAUACCCUCUAUUCGUCAAGAUGACUUCGGGCACGGCAAUUCCCCGUGGCUGUAGACGCAAAUCUAUACGCAUGCAGACACCCCUGUUUUUGAGGUCAUACCCUGCAUGAAUCUCUUGUACCUGCAUAUAUCAUACGAUUCAUAUCACGGAGCCGCAAUAUAGUCUGCGA